AUGUAUGAGACAAUCAAACCAUCGAAUGUAUGCUCGGCUCUACAUUACUUGAUUAACUCACCACUUUACAAAAAGAAUGGUAUAACGGUUGAUAAGAAUUUUUUUGAUAAAUAUGACAAAAAUGAUGAAUUCUUAUUGGAUUUUACGGUUGAUGGAGAUAUUUGUUAUGAAAAAAAUCUGGAAGAUAAACCAAAUAAAGACAAUGAAAAACUCUCUGAAAGUGAUGAUGAUCUAGAAGAAGGUGAUUCUCCAUAUGAAGAAUCUGAUGAUGAGGAAUAUGCAUUAUGUACGUUUCAAGAUGAAGUAUUAAUCAUUGAUGAAGACUUGGAAGUGUCGAUUGAAACCUGUAUUAUGGCGCCUUGUCAGAAUAAUUAUCCAGUUCCUUGGCACUUGAUAAAUGAUCUAGAUGAAUUAUGUUUUCCGACUAUUUUCGCAGGAGAAAUUUUUGAUCCAAAUAAAAAAUUGAAUACUUAUGGUCAACGUGCCAAACUUCUGGCGAGAAAUAAUGAUCGAAGAUCGAGUCAGCCAACACGGAUAUUAUUCAUGGCAAAACGGAAGCUAGAGGAGAGAGUCAUAUCGGCUGUCAACGUAUGUGUGAGGAAACUGCCACAAAAUAAUGAGAUAACUGCUGGUCAAGUUAGAAGCAAAUCUUAUAUUAGUGAUAUGAUUACCCAAGAUGAAGGCUACUCUUUUCUGAGAAACGUAAGACCAUCUCCUGCAUUUUGGGAAGCGAAGAAAAAAAAUCCUCGUGCAAUGAUUCGUCAACUGGGUACACCAACGUUGUUCAUAACUCUUUCUGUAUCAGAAACAAAUGAUCCAGAAUUGAUUCAAUUCCUUUAUGGGUUGAAAAACGAUAAUAACCAAAUAUCACUUUGUAAAGCUGCUACAUUAGAUAACGCAGUUAAGAAUCAAUUGGUGAUAGACGACCCUGUAUCUGUUGGGCGUUACCUUGAUCAUCGAUUCAAGGAAGUCAUAAAGCUAUUGAAAAAUCCUGAUUGUCCUUUCCAGAAAAAUUUUGUAGUCGACUAUUUUACGAGGAAGGAAUUCCAAGGGAGAGGAACUGUACAUACACAUACAUUAUUAUGGUGUAACGAUGCACCUAAGUACAAUCCCGAUGAUGACAAUUCUAUCCCUCAUGUGGUGAAUUUCAUUGAUGCCUUGAUAUCAUGUCAAUGGGAUCCUACAAAUCCCUUCAUCAUGUUCCAAAAGCACAGACAUACAUUAACUUGUAAUAAAGAAAGAAAAAAUAUCAAGAAAUGCAGAUUCAAUUAUCCACAAUAUGUCAUGAAGUCGACUCAAAUUUUAAAACCAUUGGACCUAGAUGAAAAGGAAGGUAAUGAAAAGGAGAAUUUGCUUAGAAUAAAUGACUUAAUGCAAGUCUAUUCUAAGAAUACGACAAUAAUUGAUUUUGCUGAAAUGUUGGGAGCAUUGAAUUUGACAGAGCAACAAUACCUCAAUGCUAUACGAAGUACAUUAGACAAAGACAAACUUUUUAUCAAAAGACAAACAUGCGAUGUUACAAUCAACAAUUAUAAUACAACAAUUCUCAAUAUAUUGGAAGCCAAUAUGGAUAUUCAAUUCGUUCUAGACCCUUAUGCUUGUGCACAGUAUAUAAUAAAUUAUAUUUCUAAAAUUGACGUAGGAAUGUCAAGAUUAUUACGAGAAGCAGUAAAAGACUUGAAACAUGGCAAUCGACCAUUGCGAAAAAAAUUGAGAAGAUAUGGAAAUAUAUUCAUCAAUGGCAACAUAAUGUCAGCCCAAGAAGCAGUUUACCAUGUAUUGGAGUUGCCUCUUUGUGAAUCCAGUCGAUCCGUUAUUUUUAUCAAUACUUCUCCGAAGAACCAAAGAGUAAGAAUUUUUAAAUCACAGAAACAUCUGGUCUCAUUAGAUGAGGAUUCCAUAGAUAUUUACACUCAAAAUAUACUGGAAAAAUAUGAGCAAAGGAUAUUGACAUUAGAAAAUCUAUGUUGGGCUGAUUUUGCUGCAUGUAAUGUCAUAAAAUCGAAGAUAAAUGAAGAAAGAGAUGAUGAUCAUAAUGGUGAUGAUGAUAAUAUCGAUAAUCUUAACAGUAGUAGUGAAGAAGAUAAUGAUGAUUGCAAUGAUGAGACUGGAGGUAAUGCGUAUACCGCUAAUUCGAGAGAAAAAGUUACGAUGGAGAGGCUGAAGAGGAAGAAAGUUAAAAUUAUUAGAUAUGUUCGAUACACUAUACAAAGAGAUGAACAAAAUUAUUAUCGAGAACAAGUUCUCUUAUUUUAUCCGUGGAGGAAUGAAAUAACUGAUAUAGAGAAUGUCGAUUGUAAAAUGAUAUAUCAACAAUACCUUGAAACAAUCGAACAAAAUAGAAAGAAGUAUUCUAUAAUUGGAGAUGAAGUGAUUGAUGAAGCUAUUGAAAAUGCGAUGGAAGAUAACCAAAAAAAACACGAUGAAGAGGAUUUAAAACUAAAGAAAAUGAAACUGGAAAAAUAUCAAGAGAUUGACAUUUUCGGUCAGGCAGGCAUCGAUGAUAAUAAUAAAAAAUUUAAAAUUCGAUUCACUAAACCAGAAACUGGAUCACAGGAGCAAAUCUAUGAAAUGCUUGAUAGUUUGAAUACGUUACAGAGGGAAAUCACAAUGCAUGUUUUUAAAUGUUUUAAAAUAAACCAGUUACCAUUAAGAAUAUUUCUUAGUGGUUCAGCAGGUGUUGGAAAAACCAGAGUUAUCAAUUCCAUCUAUCGAUUACUAACGUCGUAUUUCGAUGCGAUGCCAGGUCAAAAAAAUGAAUUACCACAUAUUUUAUUAUGUGCUCCAAGUGGUAAAGCGGCACAUUUGAUCGGAGGAGUCACGCUACAUACUGCCUUUGCUCUUCCAAUUACUGAAUUCGGAGGACAAAUGCCGCAAUUAUCAGCAGAUAUUGCAAAUUCGAUUCGCUGUAAGCUGGUUAAUUUAAAGUUGCUGAUUAUAGAUGAAGUAUCUAUGGUAGGAUCGAACACACUAUCACGAGUGGACUCUUGGCUGCGAGAAAUUUUGGGAAAAAAUCGUAGUUUUGGAGGAAUUUCAGUCAUAUUAAUAGGAGAUUUACAUCAAUUACCACCUGUCAUGUAUAAGGCAAUUUAUAAUGCACCGACGUGGAGAUCCUUGAAUGCAUUAUCGGACGCAAUUCUAUGGGAAGAAUUCCAGUUUUUCGAAUUGACUGAAGUAAUGAGACAGAAAAAUGACAAGAUAUUCGUAAACGCUCUGAAUAACUUAGCGUCAGGAACGAUGACUGCUGAUGACAUAGCCUUGAUCAGAACCAGAGAGGUAUUACCAGAUUAA
Fopius arisanus is the source of this 3291-nucleotide messenger RNA. RefSeq lists its product as uncharacterized. The transcript has a single exon. Lineage: Eukaryota; Metazoa; Arthropoda; Insecta; Hymenoptera; Braconidae. The record is from RefSeq and is a predicted model, not a curated record. Gene Ontology annotation, molecular function: DNA helicase activity. Gene Ontology annotation, biological process: telomere maintenance; DNA repair. The coding region runs from base 1 to 3291 and encodes 1096 amino acids.